GCUUGUGCCCCUGUGGCAGGGAGGGCUGCAAGGUCACUGGCAGGGUGGCUGCAGUGCCUGGGACCUUGAUGGCAUGGGCAGGCAGUGGCAGGUCCCAAGCAUCCCCCAGCCCUAGUUCCCCAUUAUCUGGUUCCCCCAUGGAGCCAGGGGGGAGAUUUUUUCCCCCCGGGGUUUCAGGGUUUUUUCACCUUUCUCAAAGGUGUGGGGCAUUGGCAGCAGCCACAGCUGGGGAUGGCGACUAGGCUGUGCCAGGACUACUGCUGGCGCUUGAACGCAGAGGUUCCUGGCUAGAGGAUCUUGUCCCUCUGCUCAGGGUCAGACCGAUCGCCAUAUCUGGGGUUGGGAAGGCAUUUUCCUCCAUGGUCAGAUUGGUAGGAACUCUGCGGGUUUUUGUCUCCCUUUGUAGCAGGAGGCAUGGCUCUCUUCCUGGGAUCUCUCGAGCAUAUAUUAACAAUCUUUUCAGCAGCAGGAUGCUGGCUGCCAUGGUGCCCCUGCUUUCCCUGUGGCAGGAGCAGCAGACAAGCUGGACAGAUGACCUGCCCCUCUGCCAGCUCUCUGGAGUGGGCUCUGCUCCCAACCGGUCCUAUGGCGCAGAUGGCAAGAGCACUGAGGGGCACCCCUGGGAAGACAACUGGCUGAAGUUCCGGGGUGAGAACAGCUGUUACCUCUAUGGGGUCUUCAAUGGCUACGAUGGCAACCGAGUCACCAACUUUGUGGGCCAGAGGCUCUCUGCAGAACUGCUGCUGGGCCAGCUCCACACGGAUCACAGUGACGCUGAUGUGUACCGAGUCCUGCUGCAGGCUUUUGAUGUGGUAGAAAGAAGUUUCCUGGAGUCCAUUGAUGAUGCUUUGGCAGAGAAGGCCAGCUUGCAGUCCCAGCUGCCAGAGGGGGUGCCCCAGCACCAGCUACCUUCUCAGUACCAGAAGAUUGUGGAAAGGCUUAAGGCCGUAGAGCGGGAAAUCUCUGGAGGAGCCAUGGCUAUUGUGGCAGUCAUUCUCAACAACAAGCUCUACAUCGCCAAUGUAGGUACAAAUCGCGCACUCCUGUGCAAGUCUACUGUGGAUGGGCUGCAGGUGACGCAGCUAAACGUGGACCACACCACGGAGAAUGAGGAUGAACUGUUUCGCUUCUCUCAGUUGGGUUUGGAUGCAGGGAAGAUAAAGCAAGUGGGAACUAUCUGUGGGCAGGAGAGCACCCGGCGAAUUGGGGAUUACAAGGUCAAAUAUGGCUACACUGAUAUCGAACUCCUCAGUGCUGCUAAAUCUAAGCCUAUCAUAGCAGAGCCCGAAAUCCAUGGAGGGCACUCCCUGGAUGGGGUGACUGGUUUCCUGGUGCUCAUGUCAGAAGGACUCUACAAAGCUCUGGAGGCAGCUCAUGGGCCUGGGCAGGCCAAUCAGGAGAUUGCAGCCAUGAUAGCCACCGAGUUUGCUAAGCAAACUUCGUUGGAUGCUGUAGCUCAGGCUGUGGUGGACCGGGUGAAACGGAUCCAUUGCGACACCUUUGCCAGUGGUGGGGAGCGAUCCAAGUUCUGUCCCCGGCAUGAGGAUAUGACUCUGCUGGUGAGGAACUUUGGUCACCCGCUGGGUGAGAUGAGCCAGCCCACACUGACGCCAACACAAGGAGGCCGCAUCUACCCUGUUUCUGUGCCAUACUCCAGCGCCCAGAGCACGAGCAAGACCAGCGUGACACUGUCCCUUGUCAUGCCUUCUCAAGGCCAGAUGGUCAAUGGUGCCCACAGUAGCUCCACUCUGGAUGAAGCCACCCCAACUCUUACAAAUCAGAGCCCAACUGUGACUCUCCAGUCCACCAACACCCAUACUCAGAGCAGCAGCUCAAGUUCAGAUGGGGGCCUCUUCCGUUCCCGUCCCACCCAUUCCCUCCAGCCUGAUGAAGAUGGACGUGUAGAGCCCUACGUGGACUUUGCAGAGUUCUACCGGCUUUGGAACAUGGACCAUGGUGAACAGGGAGCACUCACGGUGUCAUAAUGUGGGGAGAAGAAGGGAGAGGCAUCCUGCAACCACAGUGAGCUCGACAGAGACAAACAGGCAAAGACUAAGGUGAGGAUGAAAUAGGUCCAGGUGGUAGCCGUGUUCUGCCGUGGAUUCAGCCCUGGUUCAGGAUGCAAUGAGCCUGGGGGUGGGGUGCUGGUACAGCUGUCUCAACACACGUGUUGCCUAUGUCCUUCAUCUUCUCCUUAUCCACCUCUUUCCCUGGGAAGUGUGGAUCUGGGAAGGGGUCAUGAAUCCUAGCCCUCAUCAAGAAUAUUAUGGACAUAAGUAGUGAGGGCUGUUAGGGAGAGGGCAAGAGCAGGUGUCUGUACAAUAUGCAUAUAAGCUCUUCUUAUGGACUGAGGUGCGAAAAACUAUGCUGUGAUACCGGUGUUUAACCCUAUAGAAGAUACCUCUGUUUUGCAGAAUAAAUAACUUAUAACUGC
Molecule: messenger RNA, 2434 nt
Organism: Alligator mississippiensis (American alligator)
Lineage: Eukaryota; Metazoa; Chordata; Crocodylia; Alligatoridae
Gene: TAB1
Product: TGF-beta activated kinase 1 (MAP3K7) binding protein 1
Exons: 11
Coding region: 360-1985 (541 amino acids)
Biological process (GO): protein dephosphorylation
Cellular component (GO): cytosol
Molecular function (GO): protein serine/threonine phosphatase activity
Source: RefSeq, a predicted model, not a curated record